AUGGCCCUGUCCCAAAGGGCCCUUUCCACACUUCACGUGAAUUCUCUAAAAACAGGUUCCAGGGCAGAUUUCUACCCGACAGUCAUAGCGACAUUACGUCACGAAAGUGUGUACACAGAUGAAGUCCGGGAGGGUUCACGGUGAGAUUUGGGACAGGACCACUUCCUCUUGUGAUAACUCGAUGCUUUGUUUUGUUUUGUUUUUGUUUUUUUGUACUUUUAAAGUAUUGAAUGACGCACCCGGCGUCUGACAGCUAAUGGUCUCACUACUCAGCGAGUUAGGACGCGUUUUCGCUUUAGUUUCAACGAGAGCACAUGAAUGAAUGAAUGAAUGAAAAUUAAUAGUUCCACUCGUGUAAGAUUAUAACUGUAAUGUCAAGAUGAAGCAGUCUGUCUUGCUGUUUCUCGUAACGCUUUCUGUCUGCGCGCACUCAGCCUUUGGAGAUGCAGAAGUGACCAUCAAGGCUCCAGCAACAGUGAAUCUACAGGAACAAUCUGCAGAAAUCCUCACCAUCACCCUGAGUUCCCCGCUGAACACAUCUGUUACGGUUUAUUUCAAUAUCACAUUUAAAUCAAGAAAUGUCUCUUCAAUAAUUCUACUGCCUGAUGAGGUUGUUGUGCCGGCAGGAAACAUAUCUGUAUCUUUUGAAGUGCAGGCAAAAGGGGUUGGUCAGGUGACUGCUUGCCUUUCCAGCAAUAACACUCACAUAAAAAGAUUAGAGACGCGAAUAAGAUUCCUGAUUGUCAGAAGUAACGCUCUUUUCAUCAUCAACCAAAUUAUUGGCUGGAUUUACUUCCUGGCCUGGUCUGUGUCGUUCUACCCUCAGGUGUAUGAGAACUGGAAACGACGCAGUGUGGUAGGCCUCAGUUUUGAUUUCCUGGCCCUCAACCUGACUGGAUUCAUUGCUUACAGUGUGUUCAACGUUGGCCUGUUCUGGGUGGCGUAUAUACAGGAGGAGUUCUUAAAGAAAGAUCCGAAUGGGGUCAUUCCUGUCGAUGCCAAUGAUGUCUUCUUCAGUCUUCAUGCAGUACUUCUCACUCUCGUCUACGUCUGCCAGUGUGCCAUCUAUGAGAGAGGAGAGCAAAAGGUAUCCAGAGUGGCCAUUGGGUUAUUAGUGAUUGGCUGGACCUUUGCGUUUGUCUCUCUGUUCGUUGCUGUGGCACAGAAGAUCUCCUGGCUGGAUUAUCUCUACUAUUUCUCUUACAUUAAGCUGGGUGUCACACUUGUAAAGUACAUCCCUCAGGCUUAUAUGAACUAUGGCAGACAGAGCACAGAGGGAUGGAGCAUCGGGAAUGUGCUGCUGGACUUCACAGGGGGCAGCUUCAGCUUACUUCAGAUGUUCCUCGAGGCCUACAACAACGAUAAAUGGAAGUUUAUAUUUGGAGACCCCACAAAGUUUGGAUUGGGCGUUUUGUCCAUAUUCUUUGACGUCGUGUUCAUCAUACAGCAUUAUUGUCUGUAUAGGAACAGGCAGCCAAUGUAUCAAGAUUUAAACGAUCAGAAUGAACAACACACCGGUGUUAAAACAUGACCACAGCUAAAUAAAGUCUGGACCAUGUAUUAAAGGGAAUAACAAAUGUGCCUUACUCCAAAAUAUGUAUUUUGAACUCAAAUAAGCACUAGUUUUAUAUGAAUUAGUAUACGUAUUUAUAAUACUUUUUCAGAUUUCAGUAAAUUGUUGCUGUCUCAGGUGAAUUACCGAAGCUGUACUGUAAUAAAAAUAAAUGCAACACUUCAAAUAA
Carassius carassius (crucian carp) is the source of this 1742-nucleotide messenger RNA. Its product is annotated as cystinosin-like. Gene Ontology annotation, molecular function: L-cystine transmembrane transporter activity. The transcript has 11 exons. The record is from RefSeq and is a predicted model, not a curated record. Gene Ontology annotation, biological process: L-cystine transport. The coding region runs from base 380 to 1531 and encodes 383 amino acids. Gene Ontology annotation, cellular component: lysosomal membrane. Lineage: Eukaryota; Metazoa; Chordata; Actinopteri; Cypriniformes; Cyprinidae.